GAAGAUGGGUGAUUGUGUGGAGGAAGAGGAGGAGAGACCAAAGUCUCCAGGAUCCAUCUGUCUGUCUCUGAAGAGUGACUGGUCCAAUGAUUUACCUCCAGACUUCAGUAAAGAACCUGGACCCUCAGACGCAGAAGGGCGGUACUGCAGUCAGAGACCAGAGUCUCCAGGAUCCAUCUGUCUGUCUCUGAAGAGUGACUCAUCUAAAGAUCUUCCUCUAUUCUUCAGUAAAAAACCUGGACCCUCAGACACAAGAAGAGGAGCGAAUUCUGCAGCUUCCAGGUGUCGGUCUACGAAGAGUGAUGUCUCCAAAGAUCUACCUGAAAACUUCAACAAUAAACCUGCUCCGAUGAAACGGAGCUUAUACCAGUCGACUUUAUCGGAAUAUGUGGGACAUGGAAAAAGAUCCAGAGCAAGUCAUCCACAAGAUGCCGGUCUGCAGAAGAUCCUAGAUGAACAUAAGACCAGUCUGAGGAGCAGAUGUGAACAUGUGACUGAAGGAAUUGAUGAAACAGGAAGUAGAACCCCCCUCAACAGGAUCUACACGGAGCUCUUCAUCACAGAGGGACUGAGUGAAGAGGUUGAUACCCAACAUGAGGUGAUGCAGCUGGAGACAGCUUCCAGGAUGAAGAGCCUCCAUGACGCUCCAAUCAGGUGCCAGGACAUCUUUAAAGCCUUACCUGACCAACGUGGAGCCAUCAGAGUGGUUCUGACCAAUGGCGUCGCUGGCGCUGGGAAAACCUUCUCGGUUCAGAAGUUCUCUCUGGACUGGGCCGAGGGCUCGGAGAACCAAGAUGUCACCGUGGUGAUUCUGCUCUCGUUCAGGGAGCUGAACCUGAUCAGAGAUGAGCAGUUCAGUCUUCUCAGGCUGAUUCAGGUUUUCCAUCCAUCGUUCCAGAAGCUCACAGCAGAGCAGCUGGCUGCCGGGAAACCGUUGUUCAUCUUUGACGGCCUGGAUGAAAGCAGACGUUCCCUGGACUUCAACAACGGUCCGGUUGUGUCUGACGUCACACAGAGCUCAUCGGUCAACGUGCUGCUGACUAACCUCAUCCAGGGGAACCUGCUUCCCUCAGCUCUCAUCUGGAUCACUUCCAGACCUGCAGCAGCCAAUCAGAUCCCUCACAAACACGUGGACAGGGUGACAGAAGUACGAGGCUUCACCGACGAACAGAAGGAGGAAUACUUCAGGAGGAGGUUCACGGAUGAAGAGCGGUCCAGCAGCAUCGUCUCCCACAUGAAGACAUCCAGAACCCUCCACAUCAUGUGUAAACUCCCGGUCUUCUGCUGGAUCACUGCUACAGUUCUGGACCACAUGUUGACCACAGAGCAGAGAGGAGAGCUGCCCAAGACCCUGACUGACAUGUUCUCCCACUUCCUGCUGGUCCAGAUGAAGAGGAAGAAGAACAAGUACCAGGAGGGACAUGAGACGAGUCCACAGGAGCUGACGGAGGCUGACAGGGACCUUCUCCUGAAGCUGGGGAGGCUGGCGUUUGAACAUCUGGAGAAAGGAAACAUCAUGUUCUACCAAGAAGACCUGGAGCAGUGUGGUCUUGAUGUCCCAGAGGCCUCGGUGUACUCAGGAGUUUGUACCCAGAUCUUCAGGAGAGAGUGUGAGGUCUUCCAGAAACCCGUCUACUGCUUUGUUCAUCUGAGCAUCCAGGAGUUCCUGGCUGCAGUCUACCUGCUCCACUGUUGCUCCAUCAGAAACACAGAUGUGCUGGAGAACUUCCUGGGAGAAGAUUCAGAUGAAUUCAUGGAUGACUCCCUGGAAGAAAAUUCAGAUGAAUCCAUGGAUGACUUCUUUGAAAAAGAUUCAGAUGAAUCCAUGGAGAACUUCCUGGGAGGAAACUACAGAUACUCAUCUCUGGAUGGCUUCCUGUGGAUAGUCAUGCAGAAAUCCCUGGAGAGUAAAAAUGGCCACCUGGACCUGUUUGUCCGCUUCCUUCAUGGUCUUUCUGUGGAGUCCAACCAGAGACAGUUAGGAGGUCUACUGGACCAGACGGAGAACGAUCCAGAAACCAUCCAGACAGUCAUCCACAACCUGAAGAAGAUGAACACUGACAGAAUCUCUCCUGACAGAAGCAUCAACAUCUUCCAGUGUCUGAUGGAGAUGAACGACCUCUCAGUUCAUCAGCAGAUCCAGGAGUUCCUGAAGUCAGAGAACAGAUCAGAGCAGAGACUCUCUGAGAUCCAGUGUUCAGCUCUGGCCUACAUGCUGCAGAUGUCGGAGGAGGUUCUGGAUGAGUUGGACCUGAACAAGUACAAGACAACACCAUGGGGUCGACUGAGACUGAUUCCAGCUGUGAGGAACUGCAGAAAGGCUCGAUUUGUUGGUUGUGAUCUCUCAGAGACUCACUGUGAAGUUGUUGCGUCCGCUCUGAAGUCCAACCCCUCCCAUCUGACAGAACUGGACCUGAGUCGGAACAAGGACCUGGAGGAUUCAGGAGUGAAGCUUCUGUCUGGUGGACUGGAGAGUCCAAACUGUAGACUGGAGACGCUCAGGUUGGAGAAGUGCAAUCUGUCAGAGAUCAGCUGUUCUUCUCUGGUCUCAGUUCUGAAGUCCAACCCCUCCCAUCUGAAACAUCUGAAACAUCUGGACCUGAGUAACAACGGGAACCUGGAGGAUUCAGGAGUGAAACAUCUGUGUGGUUUCCUGGACAGUCCAGACUGCAGACUGGAGACUCUGAGAUUGGUGAGCUGCAGUCUGUCAGAGGUCAGCUGUUCUUCUCUGGUCUCAGCUCUGAAGUCCAACCCCUUCCAUCUGAAACAUCUGGACCUGAGUCUGAACGACCUGGAGGAUGCAGGAGUGAAACAUCUGUGUGGUUUCCUGGAGAGUCCAGACUUCAGACUGGAGACUCUGAGAUUGAAGAGCUGCAUUCUGUCAGAGGUCAGCUGUUCUUCUCUGGUCUCAGCUCUGAAGUCCAACCCCUCCCAUCUGAAACAUCUGGACUUGAGUUUGAACGACCUGGAGGAUGCAGGAGUGAAACAUCUGUGUGGUUUCCUGGAGAGUCCAGACUUCAGACUGGAGACUCUGAGAUUGAAGAGCUGCAGUCUGUCAGAGAUCAGCUGUUCUUCUCUGGUCUCAGCUCUGAUGUCCAACCCCACCCAUCUGAAACUUCUGGACCUGAGUCUUAACGACCUUGAGGAUGCAGAUGUGGAGCAGUUGUCUGAUCUGGUGAAGAGUCCAGACUUCCAGCUGCAGACUCUCAGGUGGGGAGAUGAUGAGAGUGAGUCCUCUACAUCUGGAGAUGAUGAGAGUGACCAGGACGGAUGAGUCGUGUCCUGAUCGUCCUCAGAGGUGGAAGCAGAACCAGUUUGUGUGGACAGACUCUGACUGGACCGUUAUGAUGAUGAUGAAGAUGAAGAUGUACAUAGUUUCUGAAUUCCAGCGUUCUACAAACAACUUUGUUGUUAUUAUAUUAUUGUUAAAAAACAGUGUAUCAAAAGGUUAAUUUGAACUUGAGUUUCGUUCGACAUUGUUCCUCAAGCACUUUGUCUAAAGUCUGGAUGAGUUCUAGUUCGGAGGUGCCUACUACUAAUGUACUGAUGGAUAAAUGUGUGCGCUGCCGCGGCGGAACUGCUCAGCAAAACAGCCGUCUCCUCCACCGAGUCACGUGACUCCUCCGGUGUUUUUUUAUUUACAUGUUUCCGUUUCAUUCCAAGUUUUCCGUUAGUUGUUGUUGUCGUGUUUUCAGCUUCGUCAGGUUUUUAAAGUUUCUCUCCACAUCACUGAUGAAGAGAGAGAGUGAAGAGAUCUGUGGAAAUAACAGCGUUUGUUCAUGAAACAUGAAACACAAAUGAACUUGACUUGGUCAAUGAAUGUUCCUCAGUUUGUUCCAGUAAAUAUUGUAAAUGUUUUCUGGAUAUUAUGAUGAUUGUUAACACUUCAAAGACAGUCAAAAUUCUUCAGUAAAA
Molecule: messenger RNA, 3915 nt
Organism: Cololabis saira (Pacific saury)
Lineage: Eukaryota; Metazoa; Chordata; Actinopteri; Beloniformes; Belonidae
Product: NACHT, LRR and PYD domains-containing protein 12-like
Exons: 11
Coding region: 5-3274 (1089 amino acids)
Molecular function (GO): protein binding
Source: RefSeq, a predicted model, not a curated record